Molecule: messenger RNA, 3512 nt
Organism: Lepisosteus oculatus (spotted gar)
Lineage: Eukaryota; Metazoa; Chordata; Actinopteri; Semionotiformes; Lepisosteidae
Product: G-protein coupled receptor 20-like
Biological process (GO): positive regulation of Rho protein signal transduction; phospholipase C-activating G protein-coupled receptor signaling pathway
Cellular component (GO): plasma membrane
Molecular function (GO): G protein-coupled receptor activity
Source: RefSeq, a predicted model, not a curated record
UCAGCCUUUAUGGAGCUCAGUACACACAGGGACACAGCGCUGGGACUGUCCUGCAGGACAGACACACUGCUGGGCUCUCCCAGCUCUUAUAUCAGUACAGACACGUGAUCGAGGACAGUCCUGUGUGCUGUCAGUCUGUCCUGAGCUCAGCACACACUGGGACACAGUUGCUAGUUUAGUUCUUGCUAGCUGUGUUGUCACACUGUGAGUUCUUUGGCCAUUAUAUCAGGUGGGCUUUCAGUCUUGGUGCCAUAUCAGACAAUGUUGGCUCUGUGUGUCUAGAUCGGCCUCGCAGAUAAAAGCUAAAUCUGCAAACAAACAGCUUCCUCUUUGAUUUGUACAAGUGCAGAAAGCUUGUUUCCUGCAAAGAAUGCUCACUUCCUCUUUCCUGUCAUGCUCUUUGGUUUUGUUGUUAAACGCUUUGCUCUCACGACAGGCUCAAGCUAAAAACUAGAGCUGACAUUCAUGAAAUAUGAAGAUAUGUAGCCGUGUUCAAUAUUUCAAAAUAUUAGAGAGUGGAGUUUGAGCUGACCAAGGAGACACAUAGACAGGACAGGAGGGGCAGACGAGGCAGAGAGAGGCGACAUGUCCCUGUGUUCACAUGUCCACAGAGAGCCACUCCUGUCCACAGCAGGGUCAGUGUCCACCUCAGGACAGCCAGGGACACUUUGUGAUCAGCGAAAUUAAAACAUGAGCAGAGGCUCAAUCCAAGUCAAAAAUCUUUAUCUUCCCUGUCUGGCGUUUGCACAGUCACGUGAUGGGCUGCUCAGUCAUAUUCAUGGUAGAAAGUUCAAAUGCGAAGGAAUCUACAUUUUUAUUGCAGAUGAUUUCUCGUGCCCGCCAUGUCCUUCGCCAUUUGUUCUCUCAUGGUCUAAGAAAGUGUGGUUGUGUCCCCGGCAGGGACAGGGAGCGAGACAUUUUGGCAGACUCACGUGAAGAACAUCACCUUCAGAACAGAAGGCAGGGAGACACAGGUCUCCACAUCAUUGCUGCAGGCAAGGACAGUAAAAACAUAUUACAAUGGCCUGCCACUAGAGGUCAGAAAAGGCCUCCAGUCACUGUAAAGAGACACAUCGGGUGAAUAUUAGUUAAUUGGAUAACAGAUGAAAGUCCUGUGUGGCUUCAGCCUUUACUGAUGCCUGUUCCCCACCAGUGGCGUAAUCUUAUAGUUACUAUUUGCUUCUAGGUCUAGCUAGUUAGUCAUAACUAGUGUUACAUGGGUGUGAUUAUAGGAAUGUUUGUUAUAUAAAAAUCUUCUCGGUAUUAGCUGGUGGUUGGACCUGAUGAUGUAAAAAUCAUCACGGGGAAGGUAUAACAGCAUUGCACCUCCGAGUUUUUUCAAUAGACUGAAACACCAGGUCCGUCCCUAAUGCACUUCCUCAACACACUACCUCAUCCCCCUGCUUCCAGAAGCCGUUCUCAUUCGACUUUGAAAUAUAUCAGCUCGUUCGUUUCCGAUGGGCCAGGAAAAGAAUGCUUCCAGCAUAUGUUUCCCCUCCAUUCAUACAAACCUGAAGUUCACUAGCAAUAACAACACCCAGAAAGAACGAUGGAGUGUUUUGGUCAAACUUCGGCUGAACCCUCUUGGCUGAGGGCUGACCUCCUGGCCAGAGGACGAGGGGGCUAGGAGACCCCCCAUUCAGAGUGAGGGUUGACCAGGGGACAGCAGCAGGAGUGGAGAUGGGGGAGGAGGAGGGAUGCAAAGAUGUAUAUAAGGAAGAGAAGUGGGUUAAAUAUAGUGCUUGUAAUGUUUUAGGUGAGAAAAUUAUGACGGGAGUAAUUAAGAAUUACUGACAGCCGAGUCUGAUUGAACUUGGCUGUUGUCAUCCCUCCCGAACGUCCAUCAUAAACUCCAUAAACCCCAUGAGGAUUUGUGGCUAAUAACACCGAAUCUAGACGUCUGUGUGGUGCUGUCUGGCCUCAGUUCUUGCGAGAAUCAAAAUCUGCCAGAGUGCACGAUGAACGCAUCAGAAAGUUGCUGUGGAGCAGCUCUGCACAGGAGUCAGGCGCAUGAGCAGCACAGACACACACAAACACACACACGCUGCAAGGAGAGUCUUAAUGAGAAACCAGAACUUGCUCUGAGGGGAAACAGGCGCUGACGCAAGAGAGGACAGAGAGUGUCUGCCCUGCUGCUCCGACCGGCAGUGAGAGACACCGAACUUCGGGCCUCUCCUGGGACGCCUCUCGAAGAAAAGCCUUCUUGGGCUAUCGUCUUCACAGCUCCUCCAGAUAUCCUGCAUCUCCUUGAUUACUGUGGACUGCGGUACCAGGACCCUUUGAAACAGUGCUGAGAGUCUGCCUCCUCUGGAGUACACACAUCUCAGUCCCCCGUUGUCAAGGACAGGACACACAGCUCAGUCCUUAUUGCCAAGUACAGGACACACAGCUCAAUCUUCAUUGACAAGGACGGGACACACAGCUCAUUCUCCAUUGAUAAGGACAGGACACACAGCUCAGUCUCCAUUGACAAGGACAGGACACGCACCUCAGUCCCCAUUGACAAGGACAGGACAGACUUCUCAGUCCCCUAUUGACAAAGACACCAUGAACUGCUCAAGCUCUGCUGACAAUCAAACAAUCUUCCAGCCAAUUGUGAUCUUCAGAACUGUCACAAACUUGUUCGUCUUCUGCGUCGGGCUGCCAGUCAACUGCCUGGCCAUUUACGGCCUGUGUCGCCUGGUGAAGUCUGGCAUGGCGGUCCCCGUCUAUGUCAUCAACCUGCUCGUCUCCGACCUCCUGCAGCUGGCGGUGAAGCCCGUCCUCAUCGCCAGACGCCUCAGCCCCUGUCCCGGGCUCCAGUUGCAGAGGGCGUACGCCGCCAGUAAGAUGAUCCAUUUCUUCGGGCUGUGCGGCAGCAUUUGGUUCAUGGUGUGCAUCGCGCUGGAGAGGUACCUGGUGGUGGGCCGCCCUCUGUGGUACCGGAGCCACCGCGGGCUCUGGCGCACGGGGCUGGUGUCGCUGGCCGUGUGGGCCUUCACCCUGGCGGUGGGCGGUCUGUACGUCCUCGGCCACCUUGUGGUCACCGUUUCCGAGGGGGCGGAGCUGCUGUUCCUGCUCAUCCCCUACUUCCUGCCCUUCCCCCUGCUGGUGUCCUCCUGCGCUGCCACCGGGAGGGCCCUGUCUGGCCCCGGCGCUGGCGUCGUCUCAGCCAGGGAGAGGAGGAGGGUCCUGCAGACGCUGGGCCUCGUGCUGGGGGGGUACGCCGUGCUCUUCCUCCCACGCUACCUGGCGAGGUGGCUCCUGUGGGCCAAGGGCGACAGCCGCCCGGCUCAGCUCUUCUACAGGGUCACGGGCGAGCUGGUGGGCCUGAACCCCCUGCUGGACCCAGUCCUGUACAUCUUGGUGAGGAAGGACGUCAGCAGCCGGCUGGGCUGCCCCUCUUGCUGUGGGAGGCCGACAGGUCGAGCAGCCAGUGGGGAGCCCCUGGACACUGGGCCGGAAGAUGGCGAGACUGAGCGGACACUCUCUUGUGUUGUUUCGAGUGUCUGAGUCUACAAAUAGGUCCAAAA